Symphalangus syndactylus (siamang) is the source of this 3559-nucleotide messenger RNA. It is a transcript of the gene MARCHF1, whose product is annotated as membrane associated ring-CH-type finger 1. The record is from RefSeq and is a predicted model, not a curated record. Gene Ontology annotation, molecular function: zinc ion binding. Lineage: Eukaryota; Metazoa; Chordata; Mammalia; Primates; Hylobatidae.
UUCCAGACUACUGAUGAGCCCACCAAAGAAUUUCAGAAAUUGAAAAGGGAUAAGAGGAAGGAGAAAAUGCUGGGCUGGUGUGAAGCGAUAGCCCGUAACCCUCACAGAAUUCCAAACAACACGCGAACACCCGAGAUCUCAGGGGAUUUGGCUGACGCCUCACAAACCUCCACAUUGAAUGAAAAAUCCCCAGGGCGAUCUGCAAGUCGAUCAAGUAACAUUUCAAAAGCAAGCAGCCCAACAACAGGGACAGCUCCCAGGAGCCAGUCAAGGUUGUCUGUCUGUCCAUCCACUCAGGACAUCUGCAGAUCUGCCAUCUUGCAUGACAUGUCAGAAGAGUCAUUUGAGUAUUGCACCCCUGUCAUGGUGCUGAGCCCUGCUAGGAAGGAGUCUGGUAAGAAAUCAGUAAAACAAAGACCUAGGAGGAGGAGAAAAGCCUCUGAGAGAUAUGAGCAUGCUGCAGAAGAACAAAUAAGAGGGAGAAAAAAUGACUUUCACCUUCAAAUCUCAAGCCCCAGAUGGAGGGAACUUUACACAGAUUCUUCAGAUUCAUCUUCCACAGAUGAGAGUCAUUGGAUUCAGGCAAAAAGAAGAGCCCAGGUUAAAUUCAGACUGUCAAGAAGAAGGAGGAGAAAUAAUAAUAAUCUGUGUGAAAACUUAGCUGGGUCUUCUGCUCCUAACGGAAUUGAGCUCGUUGAUCUGGGAUCCAAAGGUAAAGAGCAACAAGAGCUGACUGAAUGUGAGAGUUGCUCUUUAAAUCUCCACAGAGGAAAACGUACAAGGUACCAAGAAUGCAGCACUUCUCUGACUCAAGGAUCUUCUGAAAUUAAGAGAUCCUCAAGGAAUCAUGAGAAGAACAAAGAUAGAUAUCACCACAGAGAUCCUCAGCUCUUGCAAAGUCUUAGGAAAAAUGAAAUAAUAAAGAAGAAAUUUUCAGAAACAGAUUCCAGCACUGAAAUACUAGGAGUUCCAGAAGGCAGCAAGGACAUGAAUGAUGCAGGGCUCCAGGUGAAUAACCCUGUUCAGAAGUCUCCUGCCACCUAUGACGAUGGGUGUGAUAAUUUAGAAGUAUGCAGAAUCUGUCACUGCGAAGGGGAUGAAGAGAGCCCCCUCAUCACACCCUGUCGCUGCACUGGGACACUGCGCUUUGUCCACCAGUCCUGCCUCCACCAGUGGAUAAAGAGCUCAGACACACGCUGCUGUGAGCUCUGCAAGUAUGACUUCAUAAUGGAGACCAAGCUCAAACCCCUCCGGAAGUGGGAGAAACUACAGAUGACCACAAGUGAAAGGAGGAAAAUAUUCUGCUCUGUCACCUUCCACGUAAUUGCGAUCACCUGUGUGGUUUGGUCUUUGUAUGUAUUGAUAGACCGGACAGCGGAGGAAAUCAAGCAAGGCAAUGAUAAUGGUGUCCUUGAAUGGCCGUUUUGGACAAAACUGGUUGUGGUAGCCAUUGGCUUCACAGGAGGUCUUGUCUUCAUGUACGUACAGUGUAAAGUCUACGUUCAGUUGUGGCGCAGGCUGAAGGCCUACAACCGUGUGAUCUUUGUACAAAAUUGCCCAGACACUGCCAAAAAACUGGAGAAGAACUUCUCAUGCAAUGUAAACACAGACAUCAAAGAUGCUGUGGUAGUGCCUGUACCACAAACAGGUACAAAUUCACUGCCAUCUGCAGAGGGUGGCCCCCCUGAAGUUGUAUCAGUUUGAUGGAACCUGUUGGGAGUUUCUUCACCGAAGAAUAUCUUUCUAGCCCUCAGCCACUACAAAUGACAGAAGUGAUCUUGAAUUAUUUACUCCCUUCAGCUCCUCCUUUCUCCUACUGACACAUUUUUCCUGACUUUGUUCAAAGAGGAAAGGAGAAAAACACACCAAAUGCCCAGGAGCCCAUGAAGUAACAGCGUAAAGUAUGUAUGGAAAUGUGAAGUUUGCAAGAGAAUGAUUUCUAAGACAAUUAAGAACUACUGGGGCAAUGAAUGCUUUUAGGCAGUAAUCAAAGAUUAAAUGGACCCAUGAUACUCUUCACAGUUAACAGGGGAAAAGUUCAAGAAUACAGACUUGAAUUGCAAUGUGUAUUACUUCUAGGGCCUUGUAAUGUUAACUGUCUCAUCUGGAAAUAACUAACAUAUUUGGUUUUAAGCCUGAAAUUGUCUGCAUUAUCCCUAAGUCAUAUUGGACGUGAACUUGGAGGAUGCAUAUUUUGAUAUGCUUUGACAGCUAACAGAUUUUUAUGGUUUAGUGGAGUCUGGUUAUUUUGACAGAUGCAUGUUUUUUAAAUAGAUGCAAUAUACAUUUGAAGACAUUGAUAUUUGGAAUUAUGUUUAAGUCAUGCAAAAGAUUUUCAGAAAAUGUUCGGAUAUAAUUAGCUCUGUUAAAUACCCACAGAACUCAGUUAUCGGGUCUUAUAUUUUUAUCUGGUUCCUCUAAUACCGUGCUGUCCAAUAGAAACACAACAGCCACAAAUGCAGGCCACAGAUGCAAAUAUUUAACUUCCCAGUAGCCCCAUUUUAAAAAGUAAAAAUAAAUGUUAAAAUGAAUUUUGAUUUUUUAAAAAGUUAACACUAUAUAUGUUAUUUCAACAUGUCAUCAAUAUAAAAAUUGAUUGACAGUUUUUACAUCUGUUUCUUGAACCAAGUUUUCAAAAUCCAGUUGGUAAUUUAAAAGCACACUUCAACUUGAAUUAACUAUAUUGGAUAGCACAGCCGUAAAAUUAGAGACUAAGCUUCUGCUUUAUUUAACAGUUGAAUAUUUCAAAACAGUUUAAUUCAUUAUUUUAUUUCAAAGUCUCACAAAAGUUAUGAUUUUUAAAAGCAUUAAAUUAAAUUAAGUGUCCUCAUUUUAAAGUCAGAUGAAGUUCACAUCUCUAAAGGGUAAAAAUCCAAAAGUAUAGAAAGAUAAAACAAUCUGCCUGUAGCAAAGUUGUGAAAUUAAUUUCUUACUAUGAAGUACUUACAAUAGGGGGAUAAAAUUACCUAUUUUUGUUAUUAAAUCAAAUGUGUAAGGCUUAUUUCAUCCAUGAGGUGUCAACUUGACAGAUGAUGAGUAAUUAUGACUAAGAAUCUAGCCCUUACUUUUAAAAGCUGACAGGAUUUCCCUUGCUCCGUUAGAAAGCAAAAAUAUUCAACAGAUUCUGUGAUAAGUAAUUAAUUGUUCAGGUUUGACAGUUGAUUAUUGUGUUCUUUGCAUAUUCAUGUAAAACUGAUUGAUGAUGUGUGAAUGACAUUGCAGUGAGCUAGAUUAAUGAUGAUUAUAGAUAUAGUAGCCUGUCAAAGACAUCCUACAUUAAAAAAGGUGACUUAUUUUUGUUAGCUGUCAUUAUUUAUUAACAUGAAAAGGCAAUGAUGGCCAUAAGAACCAAAGCAUGAGUAUCACAUUGCACAAAUCUGGGUAUCACAUGGAUGCACUUUGUAAUUAUCUGUGUGCUUGUUCUUCACAGAUCAUAGGAAAAAGGAAAAAAACAAAAAAACCUUUAAAUGAGGAGAAAGAUGGUAUGAAUAUUAGUAGUGGCUGACACUGAGUCCAAAUAGUCUUGAUUACUAGAAAUAAACAAAAGGUAAACAAUGUC